Platichthys flesus (European flounder) is the source of this 8555-nucleotide messenger RNA. RefSeq names its product protocadherin 7a (gene pcdh7a). Gene Ontology annotation, biological process: homophilic cell-cell adhesion. Gene Ontology annotation, cellular component: plasma membrane. The transcript has 5 exons. The record is from RefSeq and is a predicted model, not a curated record. NCBI's taxonomy places the organism in Eukaryota, Metazoa, Chordata, Actinopteri, Pleuronectiformes, Pleuronectidae. Gene Ontology annotation, molecular function: calcium ion binding. Bases 981 to 5084 code for a protein of 1367 amino acids.
UCUCCACUCGGUCCAUCACCGACACAUCCAUCCCGCGAGCAGGACGCACAGGAUUACGCCAAAUUGAUGCUGGUGUCGCGGGAUCUUCCUGUCGGCUCUUCAACACGGGCUCUUCUCUGAUUGUUUUCUGUUUCAAUUCUUCUUUGAUUCUUCUCCACCUCAACCGUCCUGUGGUGGGGAACUCGCCGGAGAGAAGCACUCUUAACUUGCGUGAAGGCACCCGACUGCUUGGCACGUUGCUCCACUGCAGGACAGAGAGGAGAGCGCAGCUGGACCCGGAGGCAAGAAACCAUCCGGCUGCGGCAGAGCCCGAGACUUUUGAUUUCCCCUAAAACUGUUUUUAUUCUUCUUUGAGAAUGAGUUGAUUUUCCCUCAGUGUCCGAGGAGCAGAGCAGGGAGAAGAUUCUUCUCCUCUUUUGUGUAGUGGUGCUGCAUUGCAGUUUCUAACUGUGGGAGAAACGCGAGAAAAGCUGCUGUCCCACAUGUGACUGGAAUAAAAAGCACUUGGAAACCAGCACCAUGAACUGGUAAACGUCCUCUGGUGACGGCGGGACGGGUCCCUGCUCUACAGGACACCCUGAAGUGGAUUAACCAAAGGCUGGGCGAGUUAGUUUCUGUUCUUCUUACGCAGCAGGAUGCGUUGUUUGAUAUCUACGUGGCUUGAACAGCCCCGCAAGACAACGGGAUUACUAUUAUAGAAGUUGGAAAAAAAAGAACCCGCAGAGCACAGGAGGAGGAGAAGAGAGAGGAAAGCCUGCAACCGCUGAAGUGAACAACAGUGAGAGCGCAGGAGCUUUCCCCCGGACCUCAGGCGGCAGUCCGCAGAGAGCGGUGCAGGGAGAGGGCGAGAGAGGAUAAAUCAAACACCCCCGCUGUGAGGUAACCCACACCAAACCACAAAACACCAAUAAAGAGAGAGACGAGCCUCAGCUCGGGGGCAGACGGAUCGCGAAGGAGCGAGGCGAGAGGAACCAGGAGCCAUGCAGGGGCUUGGUGCAGUGCACUCCUCCGCGGCGCGGGCUCUCAGCCUCGUGGCUCUAGUGCUGCAGCUGCUGACUCAGCCGCCGGGUGCCGACUCAGCUCUCCGGUACCGGGUGGCGGAGGAGGGCCCGCCUGACGUCAAGAUCGGCAACGUGGCCGCGGACCUGGGCCUCAAUGCGGGCACGGGAAACGGCGAUGUCACCUUCGCCCUGGAGAGCGGCUCGGAGUUCUUCAAGAUUGACAACGUGACAGGUGAGCUGACGACAGGCGCGCGGCGCAUCGACAGGGAGAAGCUCCCACAGUGCCAGAUGAUAUUUGACGAAAACGAGUGUUUCUUGGACUUCGAGGUGUCAGUGAUAGGCCCCCUGCAGAGCUGGGUGGACCUGUUCGAAGGCCGCGUGGUCAUAACAGACAUCAAUGACAACACACCUUCAUUCCCCUCACCUGUGCUCCAGCUCUCUGUGGAAGAAAACCGCCCAAUAGGAACCCUUUACCUGCUGCCCACUGCAACAGACAGGGAUUUUGGGCGCAAUGGCAUCGACCGGUAUGAGUUGAUCCAAGAUGGUGGUGCUGGGUCAAGUUCAACAAGGCGCACAGCAGGAGGAAACCCGAUUAGCAGAGCAGAAGGACUUGGGGACCGGAGGGGAAGAAGUGGAGACAGUGGAGGAGCCAGGAGCAGUGUGUUUGAAUUACAAGUCGCAGACAUACCAGAUGGUGAAAAACAGCCGCAGCUCAUCGUGAAAGGUACAUUGGACCGUGAGCUGAAAGACUCGUAUGAACUCAUCCUCAGGGUUCGAGAUGGAGGGAACCCACCACGCUCCUCCCAAGCCCUGCUUCGUGUGUCCAUCACUGAUGUAAAUGACAACAGCCCGCAGUUUGAGAGGUCCACCUAUGAGGCCGAGAUGGCAGAAAACGCUCCUCCAGGUACACCUGUGCUCCAGGUCAGAGCUUCAGACCGCGACAUCGGAGUCAACGGGCAGGUGGAGUACGUGUUUGGAGCUGCCACCGAAUCUGUCAGGCGACUCCUGCGGCUGGACGAGGCGACCGGAUGGCUGAGCGUCCUCCACAGGAUCGACAGGGAAGAGGUUGCUCAACUGAGGUUCACAGUCUCAGCCAGGGACAGGGGUCAGCCUCCCCGCACCGACCGAACCACCGUGGUGCUGGCUGUCCGAGAUGAAAACGACAACGUCCCAGUCGUAGAGAUCCGCAAGAUCGGUCGGAUCCCCGUUCGAGAUGGUGCGGCAUUAGUGCCUGAAAACGUUCUGGUGGACACACCAGUAGCUUUGGUCCAAGUGUCAGACCGAGACCAGGGAGAGAAUGGGGCUGUGACGUGCACAGUGGUGGGAGACGUUCCGUUCACACUGAAGCCAGCUGGGGAAACAGCACUCCCACCGCUACCUGCAGAUGAAGCCUUUGACAGGAACAAGAAAAAAUACUUCUUGCAUACUUCUGCCUUGCUGGACUACGAGGUCACCAAAGAGUACAGUGUCACCAUUGUGGCAGUAGAUUCUGGAAGCCCCAGUCUGUCCAGUAACAGCUCGCUGAUGGUGCGAGUGGUAGACAUCAACGACCAUCCCCCAAUCUUUGCCCAGAGUGUCAUGGAGGUUCACUUUGCGGAGAACAACUCACCGGGCGAGAGGGUAGUGACUGUGGUAGCUUCAGAUGCGGACAGUGGCAAGAAUGCAGAGAUUCUGUACUCCUUGGACUCUGCUGCCAAUGGGCCAUUUUACAUCGAUGCGGAUAAUGGAGAUAUCCGCGCCACUGGGGUUCUGGACCGUGAGCUGCGAGAGAGGUACGAGCUCCGGGUUAUAGCCAAGGACAAGGGCACCCCCCCUCUGCAAGGUUCUGCUACUGUUGUUGUUCAGGUUACUGACAGAAAUGACAACGCACCAAAGUUUGUUCAGGAGAUCUUCACCUUCUAUGUCAAAGAGAACUUGCUUGCCAACAGUCCAGUUGGCAUGGUCACUGUGACGGAUGCUGAUGAAGGGGACAAUGCUGAGCUCAGUCUGUUUGUGGAGAUGGAUGGAGCUGACGAGAAGAAGGAGGGGGAGGGUGGAGAGAAAGAUCAAGGUGAAGAAGUGUUUUCCAUCGAGAACAACACAGGGACCAUCUUCUCUUCUGCAUCGUUUGACCGUGAAAAGCUUUCAACCUACACCUUCCGAGUCCGCGCUGUGGACGGAGGCGAGCCACGCAAAACGGCCACUGCCACCGUCUCACUCUUUGUGACGGAUGAAAAUGACAACGCCCCCUCAAUCACCUCCCCGGCCAACGAGUCCUACACCCUUCUUCCUCCUGCCAGCAGCGCCCGCACCGUAGUCCGUACUGUUAUGGCCAUCGACUCAGACACAGGGCCGAACGCGGACCUUCACUAUUCUCUAGUGGGGGGAAAUCCCUUCAGUCUCUUUGAGAUUGGUCACGCCAAUGGUGUGAUCACCCUGGCAGAACCCCUGGAGCGGCGCCACAGAGGUCUGCAUCGCCUGGUGGUCCGGGUCAACGAUAGCGGGGUCCCAUCUCUCUGCGCCACGGCCCUGGUCCAUGUCUUUAUCAACGAAAGCGUGGCCAACGCUACCCUGGUGGAGGCACAGGUGGCCCGAAGCCUGAUGGCUCCGCUGCUGCUGGACAUUGCAGGGGACCCCGACAGUGAGCGUUCACUGGGGAAGCAGCGCCUCAGCGUAGCCAUCGGCGUCCUGGCCGGAGCCGCGGCCGUCAUCUUGGUGAUUCUCCUCGUUGUCACAGCUCGGCAAUGCGGUGCUCAGGGGAAGAACGGCUACGAGGCAGGUAAGAAGGAGCCGGAGGAGGACUUCUUCAGUCCUCCAGGGGCUCAACCUCAUGCCGGCCGUGGAGGAGGAUCCGAGCGUGGACGCAAACCUCGACGGGACAAACGUAACGGAAGCGGCGGUGGUGCCGCUGCGGGAGGAGGGAAAUCGGACAGAUCACUCUACAGCGGUAUCGUCACAGUCAACGGAUUGCGUCGCCAUGCCAAUGACGAUGAUGAGGAGGAUUUGAGUAGCGCCAGCGAGCGCCUGGCGGCCCGCUACUGUUCUAUGGAAGGUGACCCUGGCAGCCCGCGGAUGAGUGGCGGCAGGCGACACCAGUCAAGCCCAGACCUCGCCCGGCACUACAAAUCCAGCUCACCUCUCCCUGCGGUGAACCUGCAGCCCCACUCCCCCCCAGCCGAAGGAAAGAAGCACCAGGCCGUCCAGGAGCUGCCUCCAUCCAACACCUUUGUGGGCAGCGGAGGUUGUGUGGGGAGCGCUGGCUCCAGCAGCAGCAGCAGUGGGGGCAGCGGCAACGCAGAUGCAAUGUCCCUGGGAUCCGACCAGUGCUCAGACUAUGGCUGCCAGACUGGGAACAAGUACAGCAAACAGGGGACCCUCCGACGGGUGACCUUCUCGGUAGUCAGCCAGCCCCAGGACGGCGGCUGCUAUGACAGUGGCCUGGAGGACUCAGAGACGCCGAGCAGCAAGAGUUCGUCUGGGCCGCGACUCGGUGCCCUGCCGCUGCCGGAGGAAGGCUACGAGCGGACCACGCCGGAGGGCAGCGUGGGGGAGGAGGAGCAUCUGGAAAACGAUGCCAGACAGCUGCCGGACGUAGCCCUGACAGGAAAGUGCACCAGGGAGUGUGAUGAAUUCGGCCACUCUGACACUUGUUGGAUGCCCGUCCGUCCCACAACACGCCAGCGUCACGGCAGCGACCCCCCACGGCUCUCCACCUUCGCCCCGGGAGAUGAUAACAACAAUCUCCGUGGCCACGAUCAUGAGAGUGACAGCGAGAGUGCCGGCAGCGCAGGGAGCUCGGAACCCGGCAUGGUCGUCGGUGGAGAAGGUCAGAGAUUACCCAUAGCCAAUGGGGAUCCUCUCGGCACCCUGGGUAGUGGAGACCGCAACAGGAACAUGGGCGAUCACAACCGUAACCUUCUGAACCGCAAGAUGACCUCAGCAUCCUACGACACAUUUAGCAGCGCAGGCUUUGGGAGGCGCCAGCCAGAGGAGGAAGGAGGAGAAGGCCAGAACCCACCUGAGGUGAUACCACUGACGAGGACAGGAGGUGACUACAAGACCACGUCCUGUCUCACACUGUCUCGCCGGGAGGUCUACCUGUGACAGCCUGGCAACGGAGCUCUGAAAGAGAGGGAGGGCUGAAACUUUACUGGAGGGCCUUUUGAACCUGGAAAAUGUGAAAAUGUCAAGGAAGAUGUUUUCCAAAAGCUGUGCAUCAAAUCGGAACUUUUGGAUUCUGGCUAAUAUUUAUAGGCACUUAAACUUUAGCAAGUGACAGAAAAACCCUUCAGCGAGCUCUGACCGCAAGAACUUUCUAAAAAAAUGUUUCUUUUAAACUACUAGCAAAUGUUGCCUCCAGGCAAAGUUCGUAUUAUGUCCUUGUGGAGGAGGACAGCUACAUCUCCUCUUCUUACCUGAAUCGAAAGCAUGCCUGGCCCUCUGCCACAGAGGGAUGUGUGUGAAGAAGAGGGAGACUCAUACUGAAUAAAUCCUGAUGUUGUAAAUGCACAUUAAAAACUUCCUCUGAGGCUAUAGCGGAACAGAUUUGGACUCAACUGAUGAACCAUCUCCUGAAAAAACCACUGAGGUCUUAAAAUCGUUGAAAAGAGGUAGCAGGUCUUUGAUACUUGGAUUAAUUCAAACCAGUCAAGCUUUCUAAUGCCUAAUCAACUCUAUCGUAACCCAAGACAGGAAUAUUAAUCAAUGGAACUCGUGACCGCCACUCGAGUACCGACAAAAGUGUGGUCGCUGUACAGUUACACAAUAGAAAAAAAGUUCUGAUCUUGAAAUAUCCGGUACUGUUCUUUAAAAAAAACAUAAACGAUUCAAAACAAACUGCAACUUUUUUUAAUAGUAAUCAAAUGUAACCAUUUUGAACACAAGGUUCUCACAGUAGUGCCGCAGUUUCUCUGGCUCAUGUGAAAAAAAUUGUUAAUUAUUUUUGCCUUCACAUCCAGUGUGUAUAUAUUGUGUGUGUGUAUUUGAUAAAAAAAAAAAACGGCAGCGUCCCCUCUGCCGCUGCUGUCCGCCAUUUCAGAGUAGACCGACGCGCUGGGUCCUGGACGCGCCUCCAGCGUCUCCGAACAGUGUCCAUGUAUCAUCACAGGUUCUUUCACACACAUGCACACGUACGCAUGCACGCACUGACACAUACAGACGUUAGCAUGUGAACACAGACUCAACCAGUGCAUUAACAGAAUGUGAACAUGCAUCGCGCCGGAGUUUAUGACGAGACUCAGUGGCAGUGUAACAUAAAGUAUAUAAUAACUUUGCAUUAACUUUCAUACAGAACAACAUGAUACACACAUGCACACACACACACACACACACACACAGCAUAUUUAAACAUAAGUAGAAACACAAACCCUAUUAAGAAGUUUUGCAAUUCGCAAAAUUCAUAUGCACUAUGUGUGUAUGUCUUAAUCCUAAUUUUUUAUCAUAUUUCCUCUCAUUGAAACUAGCUGUAGCAUUUUGCCUGCUCCUCUCCAGCAAGUAUUUAAAAAUGAAAUGUAUUUAAAUAAUUACUCAUCUCUCUGACUGAUGUCUGAGGCUUCAUCAAGGGGAAUUUCAAUGACAUCUACUGUAUGUACUGAUAAACAAUGUAGAGGAAUAUGAGAUACUCUGCAUACUGUAAGUAAGACUCAUAGAAAAACCAAAAUUUCUGUAGUUUCUGUAAGAAAAAAAAGGAAAAAGAAAAGAAUCUGCAUGAAAGAAAGAUAAAGCUAACUUCUUUUCUCUCUUUUUUUAAAAACCACACGCCUUUUUGGAAACCAUGCCCAUUUGGAUACAUCUGUACUCUAAAUGCGUGUGCUCAGCGGGAAAUGGGAGAUAAUGAUGGCAGCGAAGGGAGUCAGCUGCAGCGGAUUAGACUGUUGCUUCUUUAUCAUGACUCGAGCACUUUGGGCUAACCUUGGGCCUUUCCUCUCAGUCUCAGCAGCCCAGAGUUGGCACGAAUUGGUGCCGCAGGCUGCACCAGGAAAAAGAACACUAUGCAGUGGGAGUGCAGAGUGCCCGCGACCCUUUUCACCGCACAGUGCCGACCUCAACACGCCCAUGCUGCUGUGCUGAGCCGUGCCGAUAACAAACUCCUUCACACUUGUCCUCUCCAGGAGCUACUGCACGACUCCAGACACACUCUGCUGCACUCGGGCUGACGAGGGGGUGUGGAUGAAGGCGGGCACAUCUUAAUUCUCAUCAUCCGUGUGUGGUUCGGCGGUGUGAUAGGGAUAAUAGGGUUAGGUCGUCCCUGCGGUCUUAAUGAGUUUCCUUUCACCACUCUCCUCCUCCCUUGAUGUGCAGAGAUCUCAUUAACGUUUUGAUUGGCGUAUGUAUACCGCUGCUGGAAAAUGCGAGCGAGUGUGACUCUUCAUUUUUUGGGCUGUCUUGGACGGAAUGAGGCGAAAGGGACGUUCUUGUUCAAGGACAACUUAGUUCAUUAGGGUCCCUGUAGAGCUCAGAGUCAGAAAGAAGAAUAGCGCUCAGGUAUGAUGCACAACAGUGUUUAAACUUUUAACUACUUGUAGUCGCAGCUUGACUGUGCGGAAACAGUGUUACGAUUUGUGCUUUGAUUUUUCACUACGAAUCGGCCUGAGAAAUGGGUAAAAUCUACUUGUGUGAUUACAAUUCAUAUGCCUGAACAAUUCUUCAACUUCACAACUCUGUAGCUUGUUCCGGGUCACCGCUGCACUUACUCCCUGAGCCUUCGUUACCCCUAGUUCCGUGACAUGGCUGUUUACUAAGCUCUGCUAUCGAUGGACUGUGCUAAAGAUGUUCUGAAAUAUAUGGAGUUACUGCUCUUCUGGAGUUCAUCACUGAAAACAGGAUUUGUGAAAACAAUCACAACAUCCUGCAGGGUACAAACACUGAGGCAGGUGAGCACUCUGUGGGAUCAACGUGUCUUAACCCCUUAGAGGCUACACAAAAGUCUUUUAGAACUUGCGUCCCAGUUUGUGAGUUGCAGAAAGAGACUCUGGACACCUUGCCUCAUCACACUGGUGUAUAUUUUCCUCAAAACUGCUGUUUUAUGGCAGCUCCAUUAUGGCACCUUUCAAACCCUCCAGUCUGGAUUUUAAGGGGAACUUGCUGUAAAUGAAUCUGUGUGGAUGUGUAUCUUUUUUUAUAUUGCACGUUUAAAAAAAAAAACAUGAAUAUGUUUCAAUCUACUGUAAAACAGAGAGGGGAGAACGACAGAGUUAGUACGUCUGAGACCCGUCACCCACUACUCAAGACUUUUUUUUAAACGGGCGCUUAAGCGGACAUCACGUACCUGUCUUCCCCCUCGUGCUGUUAUCCUUAUAGCCAUGUACAGAUAGAAAUGACACUGUAGAACAUACAACUCGAAUCCAUUACAGACAAUGGCAUGCUUAAGGUCUUAAAAUCUGCACUUGAGAUACAGAAAAAAUGAGAAAAAAAAAUGUUAUUUUUUAUUUUUCCUCUUUCCUCUGUUUUCUUUUCUUAUGGGGCUGGCUCUGUUGGUUUUUUUGCUGCUCCCUUCCUGUAAUUACAUAACGAACUAAUUGCAUUUGCUAUGAGGAGGAGGAAGAGGAGCUGUCGACGAAUGGUUUGGUAUGAAGA